Molecule: messenger RNA, 1050 nt
Organism: Xiphophorus maculatus (southern platyfish)
Lineage: Eukaryota; Metazoa; Chordata; Actinopteri; Cyprinodontiformes; Poeciliidae
Product: DELTA-sagatoxin-Srs1a-like
Exons: 3
Coding region: 240-734 (164 amino acids)
Biological process (GO): cytolysis in another organism; monoatomic cation transport; pore complex assembly
Cellular component (GO): pore complex
Molecular function (GO): channel activity
Source: RefSeq, a predicted model, not a curated record
UCAGUGUGGUAAUUUGAGGGUCACACGUAGAAAAGGACUGAAGAUACCAAGCAUGAGAGUUAAAGGUCCUGAUUAGUGGAGUCAAUAAGAGCUCACUUGUGAUGAGCUGACGCGGUGCGAUUUCACAUUCAGGCUAAAACCAGGACACCCGACCUAUUCUCUCCAAUCAUCCGGCUGUCUUUGCAACAAGCGGAUCGACUGAAGCCCCAGUCUGGUCACCUUUCACCUACCUCAACACAAUGCCUCGCCGUCGCUGCUCCGUUGAGAUCAGGAACAAUACAAACUCCUACACUCUUUCCAACCCAAGGGUCUACACUGUGAGCGGCUUCUGCCAGGUCUCUUUCCCUCCGAUGGUCGGUCCCUGCUCUGCCGUCAAGGCUCGCUUCAACAAGACGACAGGCCUGGCGAGCGGCGCUGUUGGUGUUUUCACUUUCGACCUUUUCAAUGCCGAGCUGAACGACUACAACCACAUCAUGGCCGUCAUGUUCUCCGUGCCCUAUGACAGAAUCCUUUUUUCCAACUGGCUUGCUGUGGGAAUCUUUAAUAAAGGUAGAAAAUGCGACCACAGCCUUUAUUACAAGAUGUACAAUGGAGGUGAGAGUGACUUUGUCAGAGGAAAGGCUGACGAGCCUGGCCUUUUUUACGAGGGUGACUACGUUAUUCUCAGUGCCUCCAUGACAGACUCGGGCGAAGCCGUCCUGACAGUGGAGAUCAGUGACACUGGAUUGUAUUAAGUAUUUGAUCUGAUAACUUACUAUAUGAUGUGAUCACCUGUAUUCCUAACAAAUGAAUGAAUCACUGAUAGAGCUGAAAGCGGUGCUUCGAGUUAAGAGCAAAUAUCUGCUGAGGCUCAUUUGUCACAUUAAAUCCUUUUUCUCAGGUUUUAAAUGUACCAUCCAUUAAGCCCACAUUUCUGUAAUUAUUUUUAUAUUUGUCUGAUGUAACACUUUUAAACUCUAUAUAACUUCUACCAUCCUACAGUCACCUUCAUCUUUCCUGUUUAUAUGGAUGUGGGAAAAUUAUUAUCAAAGAAAACUCUGCAGAAACUCA